Messenger RNA from Oncorhynchus keta (chum salmon), 1890 nucleotides. RefSeq lists its product as uncharacterized. NCBI's taxonomy places the organism in Eukaryota, Metazoa, Chordata, Actinopteri, Salmoniformes, Salmonidae. Bases 1 to 1890 code for a protein of 629 amino acids. The transcript has 2 exons. The record is from RefSeq and is a predicted model, not a curated record.
AUGGAACCCCUCUACCCAGAAUGGAACCCCUCUACCCAGUAUGGAACCCCUCUACCCAGUAUGGAACCCAUUGACCCAGUACGGAACCCCUCUACCCAGUAUGGAACCCCUAUACCCAGUUAUGGAACCCCUAUACCCAGUAUGGAACCCCUCGACCCAGUACGGAACCCCUCUACCCAGUUAUGGAAACCCUAUACCCAGUUAUGGAACCCAUCGACCCAGUAUGGAACCCAUCGACCCAGUAUGGAACCCCUCGACCUAGUAUGGAACCCCUAUACCCAGUUAUGGAACCCCUCGACCCAGUAUGGAACCCAUCGAACCAGUACAGAACCCCUCUACCCAGUAUGGAAACCCUCAACCCAGUAUGGAAACCCUCUACCCUCGACCCAGUAUGGAACCCAUCGACCCAGUACGGAAGCCCUCGACCCAGUAUGGAACCCCUCGACCCUGUAUGGAACCCCUAUACCCAGUUAUGGAACCCCUCGACCCAGUAUUGAACCCCUGGACCCAGUAUUGAACCCCUCGACCCAGUUAUGGAACCCCUCGACCCAGAAUGGAACCCCUCGACCCAGUUAUGGAACCCCUCGACCCAGUUAUGGAACCCCUCUACCCAGAAUGGAACCCCUCGACCCAGCACGCAACCCCUCUACCCAGUAUGGAACCCCUAUACCCAAUUAUGGAACCCCUCAACCCAGUAUUGAACCCCUCGACCCAGUAUGGAACCCAUCGACCCAGUAUGGAACCCCUCUACCCAGUAUGGAAACCCUUGACCCAUUAUGGAACCCCUGGACCCAGUUAUGGAACCCCUGGACCCAGUAUGGAUCCCCUCAACCCAGUAUUGAACACCUCUACCCAGUAUUGAACCCCUCAACCCUCGACCCAGUAUGCAACCCCUCAACCCAGUAUGGAAACCCUCUACCCUCGACCCAGUAUGGAACCCCUCGACCCAGUAUGGAAACCCUCUACCCAGUAUGGAACCCCUCGACCCAGUAUGGAACCCCUCGACCCAGUAUGGAAUCCCUCGAACAGGUAUGGAACCCCUCGAUCCAGUAUGGAAACCCCUCGAACCAGUAUAGAACCCCUCGAUCAGGUAUGGAACCCCUGGACCCAGUAUGGAACCCCUGGACCCAGUAUGGAACCCCUCAACCCAGUAUGGAUCCCCUCAACCCAGUAUGGAACCCAUCUCCCCAGAAUGGAACCCCUCUAACCAAUAUGGAACCAAUCGACCCAGUCGGGAAACCCCCUACCCACCAGCUAGAACCUAAGAACAUCCCCCAACCUGUAGCCCGUAGCCAGCUAGAACCUAAGACCAUCCCCCAACCUGUAGCCCCUAGCCAGCUAGAACCUAAGACCAUCCCCCAACCAGUAGCCUCUAGCCAGCUAGAACCUAAGAACAUCACCCAACCUGUAGCCCCUAGCCAGCUAGAACCUAAGAACAUCCCCCAACCUGUAGCCCCUAGCCAGCUAGAACCUAAGACCAUCCCCCAACCUGUAGCCUCUAGCCAGCUAGAACCUAAGACCAUCCCCCAACCUGUAGCCCCUAUCCAGCUAGAACCUAAGAACAUCCCCCAACCUGUAGCCCCUAGCCAGCUAGAACCUAAGACCAUCCCCCAACCUGUAGCCUCUAGCCAGCUAGAACCUAAGACCAUCCCCCAACCUGUAGCCCCUAGCCAGCUAGAACCUAAGACCAUCCUGCAACCUGUAGCCCCUAUCCAGCUAGAACCUAAGAACAUCCCCCAACCUGUAGCCCCUAGCCAGCUAGAACCUAAGACCAUCCCCCAACCUGUAGCCCCUAGCCAGCUAGAACCUAAGACCAUCCCCCAACCUGUAGCCCGUAGCCAGCUAGAACCUAAGACCAUCCCCCAACCUGUAGCCCCUAGCCAGCUAUAA